UAUUUUUAUUUUGCGAUUUAGGAACGGUUGCAACCAAAGAUUAUUGAGACCAUUGUGGAGAUAGAUGAAAGUAUAGGAAAAUAUCCAAUCGUUAACAGUGGUGAAGAAAGGAAGAGAGAGGCGGAGAAAGACGCAGGAAGAAAGCAAAGAAGGUGUUGGUCGUCGCAGUUGCAUAGACGCUUCUUUCAACACCUAGGUGGAGCUCAUGGUGAGUUUCAAUAUUCAUAUAUGAUUUUUUUUUUAAAUUGAUCUUUGGGGUUCAUGGUAUUCUAGUUAGUAUAUUGAUUUUGGUUCGAUUUGUAGUAGCUACGCCAAAACAAAUCAGAGAGUUAAUGAAUAUUGGUAGAUUAACAAAUGAUGAAGUCAAAAGCCAUUUACAAAUCCUACUAAACACAUGCAAUUAUUUUAGUAGGAUUUGUAAAUGGCUUUUGACUUCAUCAUUUGUUAAUCCACCAACAUUCAUUAACUCUCUCUGAUUUGAUCUGAGGAAAGCAGAUUAACAGGUUCACUUCAAGCUGCUGGUAAUUUCACCAAAUGCCGAUCUGCAACAUAUGCAAUGUUGCAGGAAGGAAACAGUAAGAUAACUUUAUUAAUAUAGCUGAACAUCGUUGGUCAAUGUCAAGUUUCUUUAUCUCUUAUGUAUUCAGCUUUGGUGCGUUUUGUUAUGUACAGAGAAAUGUCCUUAUAAGCAUUGUUCUAUUGGAUCAACAUUCACACCUGAUCUACAAGGACAUUUUUUGGCGACAUCAAAUUUCUACUACACGUCCAUGGUAUAAUAUAAACCAAAAACUCAUAUCUGCAUGGUUGUUUUUUUAUGGAACAUUGGUCGACUAAUGUUUAUGUAUGAAUCAGUUCUUUGAGUUGGAUGAAAAAGAUUGGCUAGCUGAAAUGAUUCCAGCUGGAAAGAGGUACUGUAAAGAAAAAUGGUCGGAACUGAAAAAGAGUAUUGAUAUGCUAUUUACAAAAAAAAAGAAGAGUAUUUGCUUGGGUACUGCUUCUCAUCAGCAUAUAUUAUCUCAAUGCUUCACGAUAGUCUUGGUUUUGCUCUUGAUGAUGGAAGGUAAAUAUGUUAUCACACAAAUUCAAGAACGGUCUUAACAAUCAAUGUUGAAUUUUUAGGUUUCGAUAAAUAAAAUAAAACUGUGUUUGUUUUGUCUUUGCAGAAUUGAGUUUGCGAGUAAAGCAGGAGAGAAAGACAUACCACUAGAAUGGGCAUUAGGAGCUUUUAUCUUGAAAACUUCCUCAGCCACUUUUGACUACGCUGAUUUAUCAAGAAAAAUGCUUGGCUGAAAUAGCGUAGCAAAAUAAAAUAAAAAAAUAUGAUAUUGAUAUGCUAUAAAAUAUCGUGUUUCGAAUCAAACACGUUAAUUGUGUUAUGUAUUUUACGUUAAAGUUGUGUUUGGAACUGUUGUCGAAUUAUUGGAAAUGCCAAUUAUAGUUUCGACAUUGUAACUUUUAAAAAGAAACUUUACUUUCUUUGAACGAUCCAAAAGUCUAUAACAAAACAAAGGAUGACACUAACGAAAUCUCAUAACAAAAGUGUCCGUAAUUAUUAUUAUUUUUUUUUUAAGUGUGUCGGUGAUUUUUCUUUUUGGUUUUGGAUUAAAACUUGAAACCCCCUCUAGAUAAGUCAGAAGGUUUAAAAGUAAAAGGAAAUAAAUACAAACCAAACCUCAUCGAUCUCGUGUUCCUCUUCUCCGAGUUCGACUUCGCCUCUGUUCGUCUAGGGUUCUUCUUAUCGACAAUGCAGAAGCUUGACCUAAUUAGGGAGAAUCUAUACCUCGGCGAUAUUUGUGCCGCUGCUGAAGUUCUCAAGAAUGGUAGCUCCGAAAUUUCGCACGUUCUUACAGUUUUACACUGCCCUUCCAUAUCUGUGUUCGAGGAAUGGCGCAACGUGAGACUAGACUCAAAAGAAAUCAAGGAAGUGUAUGUUGGUGAUGAUGAUCAUCAAGGCAGAGAGUUUGCGGCAGAGAGUGCGUUGCCAUCUGGGAAUCUUCUAUAUUCACUUGAACAUACUGGCAAAGAUCUCAAGUUUACUAGAAUGGCUGUGUUUGCUUACGAUCAAGAAUGGGAGAAUCUGCUUGAUUUUUUCGAUAUUUGCUUGGAUUUUAUUGAUGCUGGCCGCAAAGAGAAAGGUGUUUUAGUUCAUUGCUUUGCAGGAGAAUCUCGAAGUGCUUCUAUGGUCAUUGCGUAUCUUAUGAGGACCGAAAAGCUUUCUUGUCAAGAUGCGUUGGCGUCACUGAAGCAAAGUGCUCACGCUAGACCCAAUCUUGGCUUCUUAAAACAGUUGGAUUUGUUUGAAAGAAUGAACUUCAAAGUUGACCGUUCCAGCUCUAUUUACAAGCAUUUCCGUCUAAAGGCUUUAGGUUAUUUAUACAGCAAAGAUAAGAGAUUUGACAAACUAAAGUUAAGGGCUGAUCCGAGAAUGUCAAAUGAGGGUAGUGGUAGUACGUUCCAGUGCAAGAAAUGCAGGAAUGUUUUGUUGCUUCAGAAGCAAGUCAUUGAUCACACUCCUGGUGAGGCUGAUUUAGAGUUUGAUGACAUGUUUAAAAACAUGAUGGGAGAGGUUCACAACAAGAAUCCUGGUGAUCAGAAAAAAUGUACUUCUAUAUUCGUAGAGCCUCUCAGCUGGAUGAAUGAAGCUGUGGAAGAUGAUCUGCCUGAAGGAAAGUUACUGUGUCCCAAGUGUAAAGCGAGACUUGGAAGCUUUGACUGGUUAGGAAGUUUUUGUAGCUGCGGAAGCAAGAUUGUUCCGGCGUUUCAACUUCAGAUGAGCCGUGUGGAUUGUAUCCCUGUGAAAGCUGACGUGAAGAAGAAGAAGAAGAAUAUGAAGCAUGAGAAGAAAAUAGUCUAGAAUGUUGGAGGAGAAAUCGCACUUCAAUGCGCUGAUGAUUUUAUUGGAGUUUGUAUUAGAACUUUGGGAUGAUGACUGUAACAAAAAUUAAAAUAAAGAAGACAGGAUGAUUGAUAUAAAAUUGUAUAGUUCUCGUAUGUGUGUUUUAACUUUUUUGCUUAAUCAGAUCUAACCAAUAUAAAACCCUUUUAAAAUAGUCUAAUAACUUUUAGUUGAUG
Brassica rapa (field mustard) is the source of this 3072-nucleotide messenger RNA. RefSeq names its product dual specificity protein phosphatase 12. NCBI's taxonomy places the organism in Eukaryota, Viridiplantae, Streptophyta, Magnoliopsida, Brassicales, Brassicaceae. Gene Ontology annotation, biological process: protein dephosphorylation. The record is from RefSeq and is a predicted model, not a curated record. Gene Ontology annotation, molecular function: protein tyrosine/serine/threonine phosphatase activity.